Messenger RNA from Cornus florida, 2036 nucleotides. RefSeq names its product F-box/LRR-repeat protein 25-like. Bases 319 to 1281 code for a protein of 320 amino acids. The record is from RefSeq and is a predicted model, not a curated record. Gene Ontology annotation, molecular function: protein binding. The transcript has 5 exons. Lineage: Eukaryota; Viridiplantae; Streptophyta; Magnoliopsida; Cornales; Cornaceae.
GGGCCGACAACUGUGGAAUGGGCCUUCAGACAACGGAUUUAGGGUUUUUUUAAAAAAAAAAAACAUGAAUCAUGAUCUUUUUGUACUUCGAUGGAGAAUUAUUACGUACUUACAUGAAAUCAACUACUCAUUGGACGUGACUAAAGACCAAGGAGCAUGUACUAAUUCUCCCGUCCACACGCUAUAAAUUAAGUAAAAUUUUUCGAGGAGAAUACAUAUUAGGUUUCCUAACCAAAAAUUGGAUCUUUGUUCGUUCUAAGAAGAAACUAGGGUUCCUAUUUUGAAUCUUCUAUCUGAGAGCUUAUUUAGCUUUAAAUUAUGAUGAUGAGAAUAAUUUCAAUGAGGAAAAGGACGAGAUCCAUCUCUAAACGCAAAAAAAAACAUAAGAGUAACAACAACUGCAGGAUGGAUAGGAUCAGUUGCCUGCCAGAUGAAAUUCUUGUUUCUGUUCUGUCUCUUCUGGGAAUUAGAGAAGCAGCGCGCACUUGUGUGCUCUCAAAAAGAUGGAAACAUUUGUGGUCAUUUAACAGGGUUCUAAACUUUGAUGCUUCACAAACAGUUUUACAAUUUGAAUCCAAUACAGAGGCACUGUUGGGAGUAGAAAGAAGUAGGAACAUAAGUUGGGUGAACAAAGUGGUGGAGUCACAUUGUGGUUCAACCAUAGACGAGUUUAGAGUUUGUUUUUGUUUGAAUAGCUCUUCUAGUUGUGUCAUUGAUAGAUGGAUUGAGUUUGCAAUAACAAAGAGUGUUCAAAGGCUUGAGAUGGAGUUGGAACCAUCUGUCUUUUGCAAAGAGCAUACCGGUUUACCAUAUACUAUUACAAACCAGAGUUAUAAUAUUCUCUUCAAAAGCCCUGCUUGUUUAUCCAGCAUUAGGUCCCUAAGAUGCCUCUGUUUUUCGCGUGUGAACAUAAGUGGAGAAAUUCUUGAACGCUUCCUUUCCGAUUGUCCUCUUCUCGAAUCUUUACGAGUAGAAGACUCGGAACAUUUAGUGAAUUUAAAAGUUUUUGGUUCCUCACUUCGGCUGAAGUUCUUGGACAUAUCUCUAUGCCCCAAUCUGAAGGAUCUUGAGGUUUGUGCUACGAGUCUUGUGUCAUUUUCACAUUCUGGACUUAGCCAAAAAAUGAAUAUGCAAAUUAAGGAUGCAUUCCAGCUUGCCAAGCUGUCUAUUUCAAAUUUCGUUGAGCCAAUACGGAGUGCUUUUUUUCUUGUUUUCAAGCUACUUUUCGCAGCUCAAGACUCUUUCGUUGGGCAUGGAGAUGACUCGUGGGCAAAAGGGUAAUUCAGGAUUCCGAAAACUUCCUGAAUUUACUAAGCUCAAGUUCUUGACAUUGCAAGUUCUAGCAGAUCAAACUGCAAGCAUUCUCUGUUGGACUCCCUUGAUAUAUGCAUCACCUGUGCUGCAUAAGUUUAAAUUGCAGUUACAAUAUGUGAAGCCUUUGGGGGUGGAAGGAAAAAGCCGGCGUAAAAUUCCCAACCGUCCCCAUCAAUGUCUAAAGGAGGUGGAAUUGGCUGGGUUUGUUGGCUAUUUUAUUGACCUCGAGCUUGCCCACUAUUUUAUUAAGAAUGCCGUCAUGUUGGAGAAGAUUACUAUCGAAAGCCACUCUACACGUGUAUUGUCGAGACCAAGACCGUGGAUGUUUAAUGAAACCAAGGAGAAACAAUAUGCCAAAGAGCAGGCCAUGCAACUCCAAAAAAUUCUACCUGCAGGAGUCAAAAUGGAAAUUAUAUAAUCCUGCUCAACUGCAUUUUGCUGCUCAACAUUUAGUUUAUUAAUUUCAUUUUUCAUUUGCUAUUUAAGAGAGUUUGAUAGAGUAGAGAGUGGGUGUGAUCUUAUAAGUGAGCAUUUUGCUGCUGAAUAUUUCGUUUGUUAAUUUCAUUUUUCAUUUGCUAUUUAAGAGACUUUGAUAGAGUAGCGAGUGGGUGUGAUCUUAUGAGUUUUUGAUAUUGGACUCAUUAAUGUGUAAUUGGUUGAGGGGGAAUCGAAUCUAUGAUCAAUAAGAUCGGACACUUUAGGCUUGGCCUUUUUAUCGGCAA